AUGAGCAACAGCACCCUUCCUUCGGCCUUAAUCGAAAAGAUUCUAUGGGAUUUACCGACUAAAGAGUUAGUACGGACGAGUAUCCUCUCUAAGGAAUGGAGGUAUUUUUGGACCGAAAUUCCUAAAGUUGCCUUUAGGGAGGAAGUAUUUGAUGAUGAACUCACUACUAGUGAUGAAAUUUUAAUGGAUAAUGUAGAUGAAGACGAAGAUGCCACCAACAUUGACCUAUUUAAGUACUUACCUUUGAUUGAACAUCUUACUCUUUGUUAUUUUGGUGGAGGGGCACUCCGACAAGCGCUUGCAGCUUCAUUAGUCCACCUCAAAUCCGUGUAUCUAGAAAGUAGGUGUUUAUUGGAGGAAGAUUGGUUGCGUUCUCUUGUACUUAUUAUUAGGAGCUCCCCGAACUUGGAGAAACUUAAGCUACAGGAGGGUGUAAAUUUUUGCGACACACAGCCUGAGUUUGAGUUUGUGAAGUUUAUAAUGGCCAAUUCACCUGUUCUCAAGACACUCAGAUUAAAGGUUUACGGUAUAGAUGAAGAGUUAAAGCUGCUGAGUCUGGAGCACGCCCCACAUGCAUCACCAAUGGUUGAAAUUAUUGGUGAUUGUUGGAGGUGGUCAAUGACAUAG
Molecule: messenger RNA, 627 nt
Organism: Erigeron canadensis
Lineage: Eukaryota; Viridiplantae; Streptophyta; Magnoliopsida; Asterales; Asteraceae
Product: F-box/FBD/LRR-repeat protein At4g00160-like
Exons: 4
Coding region: 1-627 (208 amino acids)
Molecular function (GO): protein binding
Source: RefSeq, a predicted model, not a curated record